Caenorhabditis sp. 36 PRJEB53466 is the source of this 529-nucleotide messenger RNA. The record is from the annotation of a GenBank genome assembly. NCBI's taxonomy places the organism in Eukaryota, Metazoa, Nematoda, Chromadorea, Rhabditida, Rhabditidae.
AUGAGCUCCCACUCGUGGUCCCUUUUGCUCGUCGCCGUCCUGGUUCCAGUCGGCGCGCUUUUCGACGUGCUCGGCAGUGAUCAGACUGUGACUGUGACCGGAAAACUUGUGUGCGAAGGCCAGCCCGCUUCCGAUAUUCUUGUCAAAAUGUACGAGGAUGGAACCGGUACGUUUUUUAUCGAAAAUCAAAACAACUGGAACAUUCUUGCAGUCUACGAUUCGAAACUGGCGUCUACUCGCUCGAGCACCGACGGAACGUUCAGCCUUUCCGGAACUUACACUAAAAUUUUGGACCUCGACCCGAAAAUCAACAUUUAUCACAGCUGCAACUACCACGGAGUCAGCCUUUUCUUUCUUUUCGUGCCCUUCUAAUGGUGAAUUCGUUCAGUUGUGCGACAAAAAGUUGACAAUCGACAUUCCGGACUACGCGAUCACCUCCGGAUCCUCGUCGAACGGCAACACCUACGACAUCGGCACUCUGAACCUCGCGAAUCAGUUCAGCGGCGAGACGACCGAUUGUAUUCAUUGA